AUGGAAGUUGGUUCGACAAUAGCAAAAGUUUUUAAACGUUUUACAAUACCCCGAAGUACAUCAGCUAUGGGUUCAUUUACAACAUCAAAUGGUACUGCAAAUAAUACAGAACCAAAUCCUGAAGAAACCACGACAGCUACACCCCCAACAUCAUCAUCAUCAAAUCAUAAACAUCCUCCACUUUCCUAUGUUCAAAAUAUUCGUUUGAUUCAACAGCACAAUCUAACUGAUUCAUCACCUCAACAACAUUCAACUACACCACCAUUACGUGAGAAUAUUUCAUCCGUUAUUGUUUAUCCAUCAACAGAUCAAAAUACAUCGAAAAAAAGCAAAAUUGAUACAACGAAUAAAAAAUCUAAUAUUACACAUGAUAUGAGUUUUGAUAAUAUCAAUGAAAUAUCUUUAGAAAGUAAUAAUGAUUCAACAAAUAAUGGACAUCAUCGUUCAUCUAUUAAAUCUUUAUUCACAAAAAAAUCUCAUAAUGCACCUUUAUCACAUUCUGUUAAUAUAACACCAAAACAAAAAAAAUCACGUACUUCAUUUCGUCCAUUUUCGAAUUUUCUUAAACGUAGUCAAAGUACAACUACAGAUUUAGCUACAUCUAAUAAUCAAUCAUCUACUGAUCAAUCUGUACCAACUAGAUCUUCUCAAGAAAAUGAUUUAACCUAUUUAACACGAUUAAAUACCAAUGCUGUAAAUAAUAAUAAUAAUAAUACAACUACUAGUACAGGACUAGUACCAAUAUCUGAAGAAGAUAAUCCAAUACAAAAUAAAUUAGAUAAAAUUUCUGUUGAUGUCAAUAAUAGUAAUUCAAAUCAUCAAGUUGAAACUAAUGUAUUAACUCAGCAACAAGUGUCAAAAACUAUCAAAAGUCUUAGUGCAUCAUCAUCAUCAUCACCACCUUCUGGUACAUCAUCGGUAUCAGCUACGAAAUAUCCUAAUGUUAAUAAUCAACCUCAACAACGAGAUGAAAUUGUUAAACCGUCCAAAUCUUCGUCAUCUAUGUUAUCACAUACUGGCACAGCACUUUCUAUUCUUCCUAAUAAUACGAAUCCUAAUAAAUCAUUUAUAUCUAAUUCAAUUAGUUUACAUGGAGAUAUUAAUAAUUUAGUAAAUAAUCAACAUUUGUCUACAUCGAAUACAAACAAUAGUACAGAACGAAUAUCUAUUCAUCAAACAAUGUCAUUGAGAGUUGAUGGUGAAAAUACAAAUGAAAAUCAGCAAGUAACAAAAGUUAAAAUGCGUGAUCAUAGUAGUAAAAAGAAGAAAAAUUCUCGUGCACUUGAAUCACGUAUAUCGUUACCACCUGAAGUUAAAAAUACUUCAAAUAAUGCAGCAAAUCAACCAUUUAAUGAUUUACAUAAUGUUCGAAUGAAAUUAACAAAACGUUCAUCGUAUUAUCAACCAGGUUCAGCAUCAAUUCACGGAAUUAAUGAUGUUUUAAAUCAAUCGAAUAUAUCUUUAUCACGUCUUUCACCACAUUCAACUGGACCAUUAAGUCGUAAUGAACAUCGACGUUCAAUGCUUGAUCUUGGUUUUGGUAAAAUUGAAUCAUAUGUUAAAUUAGAAAAAUUAGGAGAAGGUACUUAUGCAACCGUUUAUAAAGGAACAUCAAGUAUACUUAGUGGUUUUAUUGCAUUAAAAGAGAUUCGACUUGAACAAGAAGAAGGUGCACCAUGUACGGCAUUACGUGAAGUGAGCUUAUUAAAAGGACUUAAACAUAAUAAUAUUGUUUGUCUAUAUGAUAUUAUAUUUGAUCAUACAACAUUAACACUUGUAUUUGAAUAUGUUGAAAAAGAUUUAAAACAAUAUAUGGAAGAUUGUGCAAAUAUUCUUAGUAUGAAAAAUGUUCGUUUAUUUUUAUUUCAACUUUUACGUGGAUUAGAAUUUUGUCAUGGAAAAAAAAUUCUUCAUCGUGAUUUAAAACCACAAAAUUUAUUAAUUAAUGAACGUGGUGAAUUAAAAUUAGCUGAUUUUGGUCUUGCACGUAUUAAAUCAUUUCCAACAAAAACAUAUUCAAAUGAAGUUGUUACACUAUGGUAUCGACCACCUGAUGUUUUACUUGGUAGUACAGAAUAUUCUACACCAAUUGAUAUAUGGGCUGUUGGUUUUGAAGAAGAAUUAUAUUUAAUAUUUCGUUAUCUUGGUACACCAACUGAACAUACAUUACCCGGUGUAACAUCAAAUCCUGAUUUUCAAGCAUUAAGAUUACCUUUUUCGUUUGGUGAAUCAUUAAAUCGUUUAGCACCACGUCUUGAUCAAAGUGGAAUUGAUUUAUUACAAAAAUUCAUACGAUAUAAUCCACAUUCUCGAAUAUCUGCGCGUGAUGCAAUGAUGCAUAAUUUUUUUCUCAUGUUAUCCACCUGA
Molecule: messenger RNA, 2367 nt
Organism: Adineta steineri
Lineage: Eukaryota; Metazoa; Rotifera; Eurotatoria; Adinetida; Adinetidae
Source: the annotation of a GenBank genome assembly